Molecule: messenger RNA, 1804 nt
Organism: Monopterus albus (swamp eel)
Lineage: Eukaryota; Metazoa; Chordata; Actinopteri; Synbranchiformes; Synbranchidae
Product: cleavage and polyadenylation specificity factor subunit 7
Exons: 10
Coding region: 182-1540 (452 amino acids)
Molecular function (GO): RNA binding
Source: RefSeq, a predicted model, not a curated record
GUAUGGUUAACGUUUAUUGCCGACUUAGUAUGUGUUGUGUAAUUAAUGUAAUUUACAUUUCCUCCAUGUUAGAACUUCAAAUGACUUGACUAUAGGAACCAAAUAUUAAUUGUUGUCAACCGGUUACCUAUCUUUGUUGCACAUGAACGUUCACGAAGAUUAGCAACAAUAGCAUUAGCUGAUGAAAGAGCCAGCCAUGGCCCUCGGUAUGGCAGCUGCAAAACCUGCAGCUGGACCAAGUGCUUCCAAGAAAGGUCUCAUAGGCCUUUACAGUGACCGGAAUCAAAAUGACGAGGAUUUGGACAGAAUUGCUGAAGCAAAUGAACUUUUCGAUGCCGUUCUGACUGGUUCAGUUGAUCGGGACAAGGAAGUUACUACCAAUGUGUCCUCUUCUAAGGAGACGCCAGCUAAAGUGGAGGCUAAAUCGACAGCAGGAAAACCCCCAAAAGGAGGACAUUCACUGAGGAAACUUUCUUUAUAUAUUGGAAAUUUCUCCUGGUGGACAUCUGACAAGGACCUCUUGUGCAUGGCCCAGAGGUUGGGUGUAAAAGACAUCACAGAGAUCAAAUUUGCUGAGAACAGAGCUAAUGGCCAGUCAAGAGGCUAUGCAGAAGUGGUGGUAACCUCAGAAGAGUCAUUAAAAAUAUUAUUGGAAAAAAUACCCCAGUGUGAACUCAAUGGAGAUAGGAUAGACUGUCGCUUUGCUACUCGCCAGAACCUCGCUGUGUUUGAGGACAUUGCAAAUAAACGUAUACCCCUGCGUGUUAAUUCCACAGAUUCCAAGGACCCUGAGUCUUCGGGAACAAUUCCCUCAUUAUUAAUACGGCAGCCCAGCCCUCCCCCGAUACCGUCACUGUUUCAAUCACAUCCGUUUGCAGAGAGGUUUCCCGGUCCUUUCCAAGCUCAACCGCCACUUCUCUUUCCACAUAUGGCACCGAACAUCCCUCCGCCUCUUCCUCCCCCUUUGUUCCCUCCUCCAGUACAUGUUCCUGGUCAACCAUCUCCCAGUCUGUACUUAAAUCCAGCAUUCUUGGCCCUGGGACAAGAUGGGCACAGCAGUAAAGCUUACAGCCAACAAGAGCACACACCUCAAAGUACAGAUUUUGAAGAGCUGAUGAACAGAAAUAGAGCUGUAGCCAGCAGUGCUAUCACCAAGGCAGUGUCUGGAGCAGCAGCUGGAGACUUGCGAGUGGCCAUGGAGACUUUGUUAACUGCCAUUGCCAUCGUUAAGCAGUCCAGAGUAUAUGGAGAUGAACGCUGCCAAGCCUUGGUCACCUCACUCAAAGAUUGUUUAGUCUCUAUCCAAGGCAACUACGGAUACAGGAGCAGUAGUCGUUCUGGGGACAAAGAAAGAGAUCGUGACAGGGGUCGUGACAGAGAGCGGGAGCGCAAUAGAGAACGUGACAGAGAGGAUUCUUCUGGUUGGGAGGGUGCAGGAAUGUCUCGAAGAUACAGAGAACGUUCCAGGAGCAGAGAACGGGACGGGGAACGCUCACGGGAGCGGGAACGGCACAGAGAUCACAGAGACCGAUACCGCUGACUUGGCUGGUGGUGUUUCCAUAAGUGUGAAGCAGAGAGAAGACAGGACUUUUUGUUUCUUCAGCAAGUUGUGUAAAAAUCUGGAAGAAUCUAAGGUGAGGUUGAGAAGUGUCCACAAGUCCGAAGUAUAGUUUUUUUUUUUUUUUUUUGUCCAGUCAUCUAUACUUUGUGGGACUUUUACCUGUUUUAUGACCAAAAAAUGUAGUUGCAUGCAUUAGGACACCUCCUAAUAACUUAAAUAAUACAGUGUAAUGUUCUUGUCAUU